AUGUGCACCUUCCCCAUGUCCCCCCGCCGCCGCGUUGCUCCUUCCGUCACGGGAUGGGCCUCCUUUGUGCCCGGGUGGCUCCUGCCAGUUUCUACCAUAGACGUACCCAUCUCCACACUCACACGGUCGAGAAUACCAGUCACCGUGCACGAGAGUGCUGCUGGCCGCCACCUGCGACACGUCUCGUCUCUCGCCUUGCUGAUGAUCAAUGGCGAACCCCCAUGUGUAAUAAUAGGCACACUGUGUGAUUGGCUGCCCUAUCCAGCUGCGCGACACCAGUGUCAGACAUGCCAACGACGCCAGCUUGACUCCUCCUCUCGCCCUCCUCUGCUUUGUGAGGCAGGGCCCCUUUGGUCGAACGAAUUGAAACCGGGACUUGCCCUUGUCCUUGCCCUCGCCCUUGGCCCGCAAUGCUGGAUGCUCUUGAAUCCACUCCCUCGUCCGCCGGCCGGAAGCCCAUCUCACCGCUCAGCUAGGGGAACCAAUCCUUACCUAGCCUUAAUCGCCGUGUUGGCUUUCAGUCUCGCCAUCCUCAUCAUUCGCGUCAUCAGCCUCUGGGAUGCGGUCUUGGAUGGCAGCUAUGCCUUGUUCACCCUGGGCCGGCCACGUCAGUUCGCGCUUGCCAUGCAGGAACAACAGAGCACUCUCGACAAAGGUCACAGCUCAUUAAUGUCGCAGCGACGCGAACAAUCUGUCCUUUUGCCACACGCCCGCUUCAGACAUUCCGCCACCGACCAUGACUGGCAAAGGCUCGCCAUGUCGUCGCAAAUCACGACCUUCCAGAACGACUUCCCCCCACCCGCUAGCGCACCACAUUCAGCAUUUGUCCAACUGUACAGAGACAACUGUAUCCGUGUAACCUUGUCAACUCGAUUCCGACAAGUCCACCAUCACGCGGCCUGGCAACCGUCGCUUACUCGUCACUUCUAUAUAGACGCUACCCCGCUACUUAACUGUCCGGUGAAGAGCUGCAGGCGAUCGAGGAAACUGGGCGCUCGGCAAGCCUGUCAGAGAUGCGCCACUCCUCAGCGAUUUGGUGAUGAGCUCAUGGCUGAGCUGUGA
Plenodomus lingam JN3 is the source of this 1062-nucleotide messenger RNA. The record is from RefSeq and is a predicted model, not a curated record. NCBI's taxonomy places the organism in Eukaryota, Fungi, Ascomycota, Dothideomycetes, Pleosporales, Leptosphaeriaceae.